UACAGAACAGGUCAAAAUAAAGGUUGAAAUACUGCAUAAUUCAAACAUCAUUUGUUGACAAAAUGGCAAUGUCCUUGACCCCUGAAGAAACGUCACGAUAUUAGGCCUACAGAAUAUGGAAUAAAUACCGUAUCUAACGGGAAGGUAGUGUAUGAGAACAGGGCAGAAUUGUAUCCGCAUAUAUUUCAUCUGCAUAACAUAAUUUUGACACGUUUAUAAGCCGAAGAAUGGUCCAACCAAAGUAGAUUCGAAUGUCGUAAAUUUCUAGCAAAUGUCGUUGAAAAGUCGGAUUCUGGAACAAUCAAAAUAUUACGAACGUGGCAGGCAAAUGUGAUGUUUUGAAGUCAUUUUAGCUGAUAUAUGUCAUUUGUCGGCCACAUGAUGGCUAGGAGUCGAACAAUCCACUAAAAACUACAAGACAAAGAGAUUAUUAUUAACAAAGACUAAGAAAUCCUAGGAUAUUAUAAAAAUGGCUGGAAUGCCAUUUGUGGCUGAUGUCUCAUACUAUCCAGCAGCUUGUAUAAGUUGCUUGUUCUUCCUGUUCUCCUUUAAGAUUGUCAGCCCUAAGUUAUCGCAGACAUGGAUUCCUGGAUAUAAUUUCCUGGCACCUGAUAAACAGGUGGAGUGGAACUCUCGAAUCAAUUCCAACGUCCAUUGUGCUCUUGUUAACACCAUGGUUGUGUAUGCAUUACUGAUGGAUGAUGAGCUGCAUAGAGACCCCAUCUGGGCUAACUCAGCGGUGGUGAAAUAUGAAUGUGCAAUAGUGGUAGGAUACAUGGCAUCGGAUCAGAUCAUAAUGUCUGUAUACCACUUUGCCACUGGGAGUGAAUACCUGCUCUACCUACUGCACCAUGGUGCCACCAUAUAUGCUUAUUACUAUGUCAUGACUUAUUCUACAUUUCCCUACUUUGCCAAUUUUCGUCUGUUGUGUGAAUUUUCGACUCCAUUUGUAAACCAAAGAUGGUUCAUGGAUGCACUUGGUUGUAAACGAUCAUCACCUGCAUUUAUAGCAAAUGGUCUGGGGUUGACAGUAGCCUUCUUCCUCGUCCGCAUUGCUAGCAUCCCAUUCUAUUGGCACAAAGUUUAUACUGUAUAUGGGACAGACUAUUACUGGAGUGUAGGGAAUAUACAUUAUGUCAUGGUGACGUCAUGCGUAACACUUGACAUACUUAACGUAUUCUGGUUCUCAAAAUUACUUAAAGGAGCACGGAAAGUUUUAAUGAAUAAAAAUCAGAAUACAAUACAGGCAAAAAUGAAUUAGAUGGCCAGCAGGAAGAAAAACUUCCUGUAAAUAAACCAUUUCAUCUUGUAUGUACACAUUCAAUGCAAUAUUUUAUAAGAUAGCAAGGAAUGAGAGAGAGAAUAUUAAGGUAUCGUUUGUAUUGUCAGAAGUGAAGUCGUAGCCAUAUAUGGGAUACUUUGUGUUUUGAUGAAAGUCUCUCCUUAUCUUUCAAGACACAUAUUCUAUUUCAGAUGUUGAUUUUCUUGAGAUAUAUCAAAAAUGUAUUUUCACACAAAAUGAACUACUGUAAACAGAAUGUAUCACUUUGUGCAAGUUGUAUUAUUUAUGAAUAUCAGAUUGAUAAACAAUAUGAAGUUAUGUUUUAGUCAUAAUUACCUUACAUACAUAUGAUUUUUGUUGUCGAAUUACACAAAAACUUUACUACAUGUAUUACUUGUAUUGGUAUGUUAUAAGCCUGGUCAUAUGGUUGACUAUAGAAUAUAAUAGAUUUAGAUCAUCUCAUUGAAUACUAGGGGAUCUGGACAAGAACACAUUUUUUAUUUUCCUUCCUGUGUAGGAAAAUCUUUAGGCCCCUCCCAGAUCCAACAGUGUAUUUUGAAUCAUGAUUCUUAUGGUCAUACUAUC
Molecule: messenger RNA, 1867 nt
Organism: Owenia fusiformis
Lineage: Eukaryota; Metazoa; Annelida; Polychaeta; Sabellida; Oweniidae
Source: the annotation of a GenBank genome assembly